Thelazia callipaeda (thelaziosis nematode) is the source of this 1815-nucleotide messenger RNA. The record is from the annotation of a GenBank genome assembly. NCBI's taxonomy places the organism in Eukaryota, Metazoa, Nematoda, Chromadorea, Rhabditida, Thelaziidae.
UAUUGCAUUUGUAGUCCUAAAUGCUACUGUUAUUUCAGCUUGGAUCCGAAUGAGGAUCCUGUUACUGGUCUGGAAAGAAUGACCAGUAUUUCAAAUGUGAAUGCUGAGUUAAGAAGAAGACGUCGGGAAGAAACAGAACAUGGAAUUAAUUCUGACGAUGGACUGCAUACAAAUAAAAAAAAAUUAGCUGCUCUUUCUUCACGGUAUGAAAGUUUGAAUUAUGAAAUUGUGGAAAAUAAACUUUAUCGGAGUGAAGAGCUACAAUCUGGGCAUCAGCGAAAGCUUUUCCGACAAUCAUUCAAUCGUUGGGUGGUGUGCUUCUUUAUUGGAGUAAUUACUGGUAUUAUUGCAGCUGUCAUAGAUAUUAUAAUUUACUACAGCAGUGUGAUAAAAUUUCGUUUGAUUCUUAAUAAUUUGACGUUAUGUGAAAAACGCCUAGAAGCUGGAGGUAGUUGUAUGUGGAUGGUGGAACUAGCAUGGAUUUGUUAUAACUGCGUCCUUGUUAGUAUAUCUGCUUGUUUAAUUAUAUUUGUUUCACCUGCUGCUGUUGGUUCAGGUAUAUCACAGGUGAAAUGUUUUUUGAAUGGUGUGGAAAUACCUGGUGUUAUAAGAUUGAAAACGCUGUUUGCUAAAGCCUUCGGAGUAGCAUGUACGGUUGCUGGUGGCCUAAGCGCAGGAAAAGAAGGCCCGAUGAUUCAUUCAGGUGCAGUAGUUGCAGCUGGUAUUUCGCAGGGCAAAUGCGUCACGUGCGCAUUCGAUUUUCAUAUUUUUGAACAGUUUAGAAAUGACCGAGAAAAACGUGACUUUGUUAGUGUAGGUGCUUCCGCUGGUGUGGCUGCAGCUUUUGGUGCUCCAAUCGGUGGUGUUCUAUUCAGCUUGGAAGAAGGAGCGAGUUUUUGGAAUCAAAGUUUGACAUGGCGAAUGUUUUUUGCUGCUAUGAUGUCAUCAUUUACUCUGAACUUAAUUCUCAGCAUUUUCCAUGGAGUCGCUGGGUUUUUGUCUUGGAAUGGAUUGGCGAAUUUAGGAGUUUUCGAAAAUGAUAGUUACAAUGUUUGGGAAAUACCGAUCUUCCUUUUUAUUGGUGUUAUUGGUGGUGUUUCGGGCGCUCUGUUCAACUUCUUGAAUCUGAAACUUUCCUGGUUUAGAAAAAAAUAUAUUCGAAGCAGCUGGCAAAAACUUAUGGAAUGUUUAUUGGUAGCUGCAGUUUCUGCUUGCACUGGAUUCAUUACGUUGUUUCUAGUAAAUGAUUGUCAACCUGUGGGAAGGAACCCUCAUCUGACUGAAGUAACGAAAGUUAGCCAAUACAGUGCUGUAGCAAACUUGUUCUUUCAAAGUCCUGAAGAAAGUGUUAAAAGUUUAUUUCAUAGUCCCCCAAAUUCUUACGCGGCUGGCACGUUGUUGAUAUUUGCUGCUGAGUAUUACUUACUUUCAUUAUGGACAUAUGGACUAUCUGUUUCAAGUGGCAUUUUUAUACCAACUUUAUUGACUGGUGCAGCAUGGGGUCGUUUUGUCGGAGUAAUCGUGGAGUAUAUGUUUCCAGAUGUGACAGGUAUGCAUCCAGGAAAGUAUGCACUUGCUGGUGCUGCAGCACAGCUUGGGGGUGUUGUGCGAAUGACUAUUAGCUUAACUGCAAUUCUUGUUGAAGCAACUCGGGGUAUCACUUUUGGUUUACCUAUAAUGCUGGUUCUGAUGAUUGCCAAAUGGAUUGGUGACUUGUUCAAUGAGGGUCUUUAUGAUUCACAUAUUGAAUUAAAUGAAGUACCGAUUUUGGGCUGGUCGGCACCGAAACUGUCGCGUAAUAUUCUAGCAGCGUGA